Ceutorhynchus assimilis (cabbage seed weevil) is the source of this 4248-nucleotide messenger RNA. The record is from the annotation of a GenBank genome assembly. NCBI's taxonomy places the organism in Eukaryota, Metazoa, Arthropoda, Insecta, Coleoptera, Curculionidae.
UGCAUUUUUUUAUUCAGUUUAUUCCUUUUGAGGUCGCCGUCGGUGAAAGAAGUGAAGUAGAAAGUGUUGUGAGCUUGAAGAAUUCAAAGUGAAUAAAAGCCUUCAAAAUUAGAUAGGAAUGGAGUCUAGAGGAAAGGGCAGGGGAAAUCGGGGGCGUGCACGAGGUAAUCUACCUCAACAGGAUGUACCAGCUCCGGGACAAGCUCGUCCUCCUCAAGGAGCACCGCCGCAGGGUGCGCGUGGAGGUAGGCCAGUGGGCCCGACUCCACAAGGCCCAGCGACGCAACCAGGACCACCUGGUGCAUGGGGUGCAAGGGCCCAAGGACCCCCACCACAACAACAGGCGGGAUGGGCUGCCAGGCCACUGGCACCAGAAAUUUCUCAUCCCGCAUCAGUUACUUUGGGUCGGGGCUCCAGACAGGGAGGCCCUGAAGCUAGAGAGAGCAUAGAUGAAACUAUUAAAGUACAACAGGGCGGAGAUGCUGAUAAUGGCCAAACGAGAGGCGGCGGAAAUGGUGGUGUUAGAGGGCGUACAAACAGAAAUGAGAUUAUUAAUACAAGGCCCGACACGUGCAAAAGUAAGAAGGGCAGUGAUGGAACUGUCAUCAGACUUAAGGCUAACUAUUUCCAACUCAUAUCAGCCACUAAAUGGGGCUUGAAUCAGUACCGAGUGGAUUUCAAUCCACCAAUCGAUGAUACAAGAGCGAGAAAGAAGUUAGUUGCAAACGGUAUCAGACCUUUCAACGUUACUGGUUAUCUAUUUGACGGAACAGUUUUGUAUACCCCGAAUCGUUUACACCCUGAGCCCUGCGAGUUUGUGUCCCAAGAUGAGACUACUCAGCAAAACAUUAAAGUCGAAAUCCGCAUGGUAGGAGAAGUAAACGAGGGUGAUUACCACUAUUUACAACUUUUCAAUAUUAUAAUUAGAAAAUGUUUCAACUACAUGAACUUCCAACUGCUUGGAAGAAAUUAUUUUGACCCGAACCUCAAAGUUGCAAUUCAUGAACACAACUUAGAGUUGUGGCCUGGAUUUCUAACUUCAAUGAAACAAUACGAGCAAAAUAUUAUGUUGAAUGUGGAUUUAUCAUUCAAAGUCUUGAGAACUGACAAAGUCUACGAUCUGCUCCUGGAAUGCGGCUCGAGUCGUGAUCCAAAACAGGAAUUUCAAAAAAGGGUAAUCGGCGCAAUCGUUCUGACUGAAUAUAAUAAUAAAACUUACCGUAUUGAUGAUGUGGACUUUAAAAAAACCCCUGACGACACGUUUACAAAACGAGAUGGAUCACAGAUUUCCUAUAGGCAAUAUUUCCAAGAGAGAUAUCAGAUAAGAAUUCAACACAAUGAGCAGCCCUUACUGGUUUCAAGAUCUAAGCCCCGUGAAAUUCGCGCAGGCAUGCCAGAUUUGGUUGUCUUGCUACCGGAACUUUGCAUCAUGACAGGAUUGUCAGAUAAGCAAAGAGAAAAUUUCCAACUGAUGAGGUCGAUGGGUGAACACACCAGGGUUAAUCCAGGAGACCGCAUGAGAAAACUCUUGCAAUUUGUUGAGCGCCUUCGAGCCUGUCCCGCUGCCUUAGAAGAAAUUAGGCGUUGGGACCUUAAACUUGCAGAUUGUUUGAUUGAACUCCAGGGAAGAGUGUUACCACAAGAAUCUCUAUUAUUGAGGAGUAAUCAGCCCAUUCAAGGUGGGGAAGAAGCAGAUUGGACACGAAAUUUGCGUACUGCUCCCAUGUACCAUAUUGUGAACGUGGAUAAACUAGCCAUUAUUGCUCCGAGUCGUGUAACUCAAGCCGCCCAAGAGUUUGGACAAAUGUUGUCCAAAGUUGGCAAGGGCAUGUCAAUGAACAUCAACUCAAAGGUCUUUGCUAUUUCAGAUGACCGAAACAGUAGCUACAUUUCCGAGAUAGAAAAAGUACAUGCUCAAAUGAAACCUAGUAUGGUUAUGGUAGUUCUCACGAAUAACUCUGGUGAUAGAUACAACGCUAUCAAGAAAAAAUGCUAUAUUGACAAUGCCCUGCCUUGCCAGGUUAUGGUAGCAAGGAACUUGACCAGCAAGGGUACCAUGUCAAUUGCUACUAAAGUAGCAAUUCAAAUGAAUUGUAAAAUGGGCGGAGCUCCAUGGGCGACAACAACGCCUAAAAACACCAUGGUUGUUGGCUAUGAUGUAUGUAGGGACACAGCGCAAAGAUCAAAAAGUUUCGCUGGAAUGGUUGCUUCAAUGGACCAAGGUUGCACUCAGUACUUCAGCAUGGCAAUCGAACACGCAUUUGAGCAAGAACUGAGCUCAAACAUCGCUAGUUUUAUGUUGUUGGCAUGCAAAAGAUAUCAACAAAUUAACAAGGUGAUUCCUGAGAGAAUCCUUGUUUACAGAGAUGGAGUUGGGGAUGGGCAAAUUCAAUAUGUUAAAGAAUUUGAAGUUGAAAUGAUUAAGACCAAAUUAUCUGAAGAACUUUACAGAGAUGUUCCAUUGAAGAUGGCAUACAUCAUUGUAUCCAAGAGAAUAAACACGAAAAUUUUCAGGGCACAGGCGAACCAAAGGAAUGACUUCAAUCCCCCACCUGGUACGGUAGUUGAUGAUGUUAUUACCUGGCCAGAAAGAUAUGACUUUUACAUAGUUUCCCAAUGUGUGAGACAGGGAACAGUUGCUCCUACAAGCUACAACGUUAUCGAAGAUACACUAGGGAUUGAUGCCAACAAAUUACAAAAAUUCACUUACAAAAUGUGUCAUAUGUAUUUUAAUUGGUCUGGAACCGUUAGAGUGCCAGCACCCUGCCAGUAUGCACACAAGUUGGCGUUCCUCACUGCUCAAUCUUUGCACAGGCCAGCAUCCUCAGCCCUCAACAAUACCCUUUACUACCUGUAAAGGCAAAGUUCAACAAGGUAUUCCAGGAUCUUGAGGGAAGGCCGCCAGUAUUUUUUUGUUCUUCAUAAUUUUGGGAUGUUAGUUUUUAGUUUUGUUUUAAAUGAUUUAAAUCUUAUUACAUUAAGCACUGUUCCAACAGACAUGAGAACCGUUCCAGAACCGGUAAUUUCCAGUUGCCCACCUAUUUUUUAAUAAGUUGAACGUCUAUCCUAAUUGACAGAUGAAUUGAUUGACUGGAAAUUACCGUUCUAGAACGUUUCUCAUGUCUGUUCUCUAUUGAAAACUAUAUAUUUUUUAAUGCUUUUUUGCACUCUAGCUGUGUAGAUUUAUGGCGUUUCCGAUUGGCAGAUUCAGUGCGCACUGAGUGUAUUCGCAUCCUUUUAAUUGACCUGUAGAAGAAAAAGACAGAAAUAGAAAAAAAUACACUAGUUCCGCACUAGAUCAACCAAUCGGAAACGCCAUUAGAAUAGUUGCCUUUUUAUCGCGAUCCGAAUCUCUUUCCACAAAUUCAUCUCAGGAUACACACAUGCACAGGGGCCCAAUUCUUGAAAAAUAUCGUAUACGAAAUUUUAUAUGAUUUCGAACGUUUCCCAUUCAAUUUACAUUGCUGUCAGUCAAAUUCGAAUCAAAUUUCGUAUGCGAUAUUUUUUCAAAAAUUGGACCACUGGGCUGGGACUCAUAGGCUAAUUAUUUUAAGAAAUCCGUUUUGGUUUUGAAUUAAUUUUGUCAACGCAAAAUUGAUUUAAUCCAAAAAAAAUAUUAAUUAAUUUGUGUGUUCAAUUUGUACUUAUGACGUAUUUUAUUAUAUUUUUUGGGAAUUUUUUAGUUUAUUUUUUGUUUGGAAUGUAUUGGGAAAUUCUUAAGUUAAAUUCCAUGUUUGGGUUAGACUUGACAGGGGGUUGUGCAAAUUAUUUGUUAGGGCUCGAAAUUUGAGUACCACAAUUAAAUAUUUAAGAUACUGUUAUUUUUGUAAGAGCUUUGCAAUAAAAUGUUAAAAAUACGAUAAAUUUUGUAUUAAUUUUAUUCAAAAGUUUUCAGAAUGUGCCUCUGUGAACUAUUUAUUUACAUCCACUACGGCCCUGACAGGCCACCCAGUGCCGAUGUGACAAUAUUCGCUGCGAUACAUUGCGGGAGGGCACAAAUCUUGCCAUGGAGAGGAAUGUGGUAGGGCUUCAGGAAAGUAAAGUCCAUUUUCUUGCACAUAUGGGUAGAAGUCUGAAUAGGCUGGCUUGGGGUAGUUUGAUUGGUAUUCUGAGGUCAUACCACUAAAAAGCAAAAUAGUUAUAUUAUGGUUACGAGUACCAUCAUUACCAUACUUGUAUUGUGUGAAAAUAGAAAUGUGGUAAUAAUUUGAACAUUUUAUUUACAACUGUCAAGAUUAUAUACAUUUG